AUUUCAAAAUUGAUAAUAAAAGAGAUGCUGAAACAGAUGAUGAAAAUAAUGAGAAAACUGACAAUAAGAAGACUGCUCAUAAAAAGAGGGAUGAUGAUUACAAUGAUAAAGAUGUUGAAAAGUAUAAUCAUCAGAAGCCUAUUACUUACCAAGAGUUUGAUGAAAUGAAAUACGGUGAAAUAUUUCACGCCAGUUAUCAUGGAAGCGAGAAUAAAGUAGAAAAGACUGAAUAUAGAACCUACUCAGAUAAUGUUGGAAAUUUUGAAUAUGAUGAUGAUACUGAUAAAGACACCAGCAACAACAAAGCUGACGAAAACGAUAUGAUAAUAGCAUUAGACUAA
This is a messenger RNA of Dentiscutata heterogama, 341 nucleotides long. Lineage: Eukaryota; Fungi; Glomeromycota; Glomeromycetes; Diversisporales; Gigasporaceae. The record is from the annotation of a GenBank genome assembly.